CUACCCGGAAACUAUUCAAAGAACGUGUGGGGAAAAGCAGAGAGAGAUAGAGAGAGAGAGAGAGAUCUACAUCUGAAUGAGCGCCUGUCAUUAGUACUCGGAACUUUCCUUGCAUCCCAUUUUGAGAUUUAAGGCACAAUCAGAGUAUGGGGGAUGAGACCACCACAUGGAUGCCAAAUAUAAAGAAUAUAACUGUGAGUAAACAAUGGGGUUGACAGUAAAGGAGAGAAGGACAAAAUAGAUGUAAUUGGCACUCUCAGUAUUUCUGUGUAGGAUGCAGAAUGUUGUCUUUAUAAUAGUUACAAGAAGAAAGAAGCUUAACUUGAUGUAUAGGUGUAUAGAUUUUUUUGGCUUUUUUUUUUUUUUAAAUAGCUGCUUUGGAGCAAAAUACGUUCAAGGAUAUUUUAACAUUUCUUACUUUGCUUGUUGACUUGCCUCCACCCCAAGAAUGACAUUCGCACAGACUUGUCAGGCUGUAACAUGUGGAGUUAGAUUGUGCAACAUUAUCUAAAGCAUUGUGAAAAGUAUAAUUGAAAAAAGUAUUAGUGUGGCAAGACACCGAUUUGUGUAUUGUGUACUGUACUGCAUUCGGAUUGUCACCAGUGGUUCAAAACAGAAACAUAAAAGGUGACUUAAAAGGAAGUGACUUAAGCUAAAAGGCAGCACAAGAGACUUGUGGGCUACCUGACGAUUGGAUGAUCAGUAGGGGCUUCAUCUCGUUACUUCUUUGGUAGACACUGAAUGACAGAGAGCAGUGUUGAAGCUACUGUGAAACGGAAGUAAUAGAUAUCUGGAAACACAGAGAUCAUUGCAGAUCUAGACACAUUCUGAAUCCUGACCAGAUGGGGGCUGGCUUUUGGCUCAUGUGCAUCUUCAUUUGUGAAUCUACUCGGCAAACAACCUCAUAGAGAAAGACGGCACGUCACAGUCCUUUUGGCAAUGGCUGGAAGUUUGAUGGGAUUCGUUCGAAGCCUCGAGACAGAUUCAUCUAGCUCUGAAUCUCAGCCAUUAACAAGUUCAGACCAUAAACUCCUCGACAAGGCUCUAAAAAGCCUACAGAAACUGUAUAAGCUGUGCACUGAUCCACGGCUAUGUCUAAAGAAUAGUUCACCUUACCUUCCUGAGCUGGUGAGGGAGACUGUAAAUCUCAUGAUGGAUAUAUGGGCUCCUUAUAAAGGCUCACUCCCAGCCGUGCCACGAGGGGACGAGGGAGAGUACCUGAGGAUCCAUGUCCAACACUUGCUGGAGAAGACAGACAGGGCCAUCCUGCUGUUCAAGGAGGGAAAAGAUAAGAUGUUUGAGGAAAACUCAAGCUACAGGAGAAACUUGACAAAGCUGUCUUUGCUGUUCAGUCAUAUGCUGUGGGAACUACGGGCUAUAUUUCCAGAUGGCCAAUUUCAGGGUGAUACCUACAACCUGACAAAAACAGAAGCAAAAGAGUUCUGGAGGAAGAUAUUUCGACACAAGUGCAUAGUUAAGUGGAGUAUAUUUAAGCAGCAUUUGAAAAAUGUUCACAACUUUGAAGAGGGGAUGGAGGCGAUGGCUCUGAAGUCAACAGUUGACCUCACUUGUAAUGAUCAUGUUUCUAUCUUUGAGUUUGACAUCUUCACCAGACUGUUUCAGCCUUGGUCAACACUGCUGAGGAAUUGGAAUCAUUUAGCAGUGACUCACCCAGGUUACAUGGCCUUUCUCACUUAUGACCAAGUACAAGCCAGACUGGAACACCACAGACAUCGUCCUGGCAGCUACAUCUUUCGUCUCAGCUGCACAAGAAUGGGCCAGUGGGCAAUUGGUUAUGUGAGCCACAAUUGCAGCAUUCUACAAACCAUUUCAGAGAAUACGCCUCUGUACCAGGCUCUAAUACAGGGCUUCAAACAGGGAUGCUACUUGUACCCAGAUGGACGUGAUAUGAACCCUGAUCUCACCGCCCUGUGUAUGCCAUCUCAGAAGGGCUGCAUUAAAGUUACAGAGGAGCAAUAUGAGUUAUAUUGUGAAAUGGGCAGCACAUUUCAGCUGUGUAAGAUUUGUACAGAGAGAGAAAAGGACACUCGCAUUCAGCCCUGUGGACAUCUGCUCUGCCGGCCUUGUCUCACUGGCUGGCAGAAGUCAAAUGCACACACCUGCCCUUACUGCCGCUGUGACAUUAAAGGGACAGAGUCUAUCCUCGUUGAACCAUAUCAGCCCACAAGAGACACCGCACACGGAAGAAGACAAGAAGACGAAGAAGAAGAAGAUGAUGAUGAUGAUGAUGAUGAUGAAGACCAUGAAGAUGUGGAAACAGUCAUGAAAAAACUGGCUGCUAUGAAAAGGGCAUCACAAGAGGAGAAUCAGGUCCCUAGUUCCAGUUUAGUGCCUCCUCCACUUCCACCAAAACAGAACACCAUGUCCUCUCCAUGCCCAUCUCGCAAACCACACGACUAUCCUUCCAUCAGUAACAGGCUGGUUAAAGGUCACAGUAACACAAUUACCUGUAUUGAUGUGAUACAUUCAGAAAGCCAUUUAAAUCAGAAUAAGGAAACCUCAGACAGACAACUGCAUUGUGAUGCAGAGCAGAGCCAUACAUCACUCUUCCAGUCAGGCAGAAAAGGUGGAGCUUCAUGGUCAGGGUCUCCACAUUCAGGAAAAAAGAAGAAAGAAAAGAAGGGAACAGGUGAAAGAAAGGAGUGAUUUGGAAGCAGAGUUGCUAACAGGAAGUAAAAGCCAAAAAAGUUCUCAGAGACAGAGACAGUGCUCAUCUUUGACAUUCCUGGAGGAUUUCACCAUGCAAUACCAUCUAUCCAUCUAUCACCUAUGGGCGAUUUGUAUAUUAGCCAGUUGACCUAAUCCAUGUCUUUGCAAAAACGAUACAGGAUUUAUCUUUUAAUGUCCUGAUCUCCAGAUCUUUAACCCAGCCACAUAUAAAAAGUUGUACUCCUCCAUGCUCUUCUAGGUUUUCUUCUGUUUGUCCAUGCAAAACGAUGUCUGCACCACCAGGUAGUUUGAGAUGUCAGGGAACUCAACAGAUGGAUAAUUUUCCAACUCAUGAUGAAUGAAUAACUUUAUUUAAACACAAUAAGUUGAUCAGCAGAGCUGGUGGGGUUGUGUACAGAUACAAAUAAUUACAAAUUCAAAAGACUAAAAAUAAACACAAUCUUAAAAAAACCUUUAAAUCUGUUGAUUAUCUGCUAAUUAUCUUCACAUUAAGUUAAUUAAUAGUAUGCAUAACUAUUGUCUUUUUAUUUAGUUCCGGCUACAAAAUGAUCAAAAUUUAUUCUACUAAUGUCAAUUUUAGCUAGUAAAUUUUUCUUUCACAGAAAAAAAUCCUUCUUUGUUAGCAUGUAAGGAUCUAAUCCCAUUGAGUGGUUUCUAUAUCCACUUCUUUUGAGUGCAUUUAUUGGUUUUAAUAACUUGCUUGUUUGCUGUACACAAACAUGGCAAUAAGUUCUUGUGUUAAUGGACCAGACUCCACUUUUGGAUCAUUAAUCCCUUUUGGCUGAGAAUGACCUGCAUGCAUGGUUUGGCUUCUGGUACAUCCAUAUGGUUUUAAAUACAAUACCUACAAUUAAAAACA
Messenger RNA from Neoarius graeffei (lesser salmon catfish), 3550 nucleotides. RefSeq names its product Cbl proto-oncogene C, E3 ubiquitin protein ligase (gene cblc). Lineage: Eukaryota; Metazoa; Chordata; Actinopteri; Siluriformes; Ariidae. Gene Ontology annotation, molecular function: phosphotyrosine residue binding; ubiquitin protein ligase activity; SH3 domain binding. Gene Ontology annotation, biological process: cell surface receptor signaling pathway; negative regulation of epidermal growth factor-activated receptor activity. Gene Ontology annotation, cellular component: membrane raft; plasma membrane. The transcript is spliced from 12 exons. Bases 940 to 2667 code for a protein of 575 amino acids. The record is from RefSeq and is a predicted model, not a curated record.